Molecule: messenger RNA, 2223 nt
Organism: Psilocybe cubensis
Lineage: Eukaryota; Fungi; Basidiomycota; Agaricomycetes; Agaricales; Agrocybaceae
Exons: 4
Coding region: 1-2223 (740 amino acids)
Source: RefSeq, a predicted model, not a curated record
AUGCUAGGGGUUGAGAUGGACGCUAAAUUUUCGCCAUCGAACGCAAGUUUCGUCUUGACUUCCGAACGUCUACUUGCAAUCCCUAAGCGCAAUCUUCAUGAUUAUCUAUCCGCCUACAUUCGGGAUCAAAGAAGCUUCAUCAAAGACUAUUCUGCGGACUACAGGGCUGAAGGAGGCAUUCUACUAGACACCAGAGAACCAAAUGAUACUCUACCGUCAACCUUUCCUGUAGGCGAUACAUCUAGAGAUACUGUAUUUGGAACGCCCGUUCUCAAAGCAAGAGUGGCGACGUCCAGCGAAAUAAUCAAACCGAAAUUGAAUGAGCGCAGUCGUGCUGGGAGUAAAACAUUGGGAACUACCAGAUGGGUUACAAAGGCCGCCAACGGCAAUUUGGAAGGCACGUUGGAUCUUAUAGACAACAAGCAAUCCGUAUCUAAAGAUUAUGGGGACACCCAAACAACAGUAGAAUUUCAUAACCGGGAGUCUGACAUCAGGAAACGCGUGGUCAAGCACACAGUUACACGGGAUAAUAAUCAGGACGAUGAGCAUAUCCAACGGCUCGAAGAACGCCGUCGAGAAAAACGGGCCAGAAAAGUUUCAAUGUUACCAGCAACAGGGGAUAAGUAUUCCGAUGAUAACCCAUCAACGAAAAGGAAUGACGAUAGGCUCAAGAAAAAAAAUCAGCCGAAGAACACUCAGCUCGGAUUUGCUCUCUUGCACGGAUUUUCUGCGACAAACGUAGGAAAGAACCGACUGACCUUGGAUCCGUUGUCUCGUGGAUUAGGGGUAUUUAAAAAGGGUAAGGCAUCUACAAAAACCAGGGUUAAAGGCAAAAAAGAAGGAGAUGACUCGGGCCGUCUGUUCUCAGAAGCAAAAUUUUUGAAUUCAAGAACCUCAGGUUCCAGGAAAUCACCCAAUGUUGACGAUUCUCGUACUUCAUCCACAAUUUCCUCUCCCUCUAUCAGGAAAUACCCUCGGAAACAUGGAAAUGUAUACCACGAGGACGUAGAAAACGGGAAGGGUGCCAAUUCAUCUAAACACUCCGACGAGGAUCUGGCCGGGCGUCGCUAUAAUCCAGAUGAUUCCAUUAUCUGGGAUAUUGAAAAAGAUAGUGACGCUAUGGAGUCUGAGACUAAUUCCAACGACAGGCAAGGGACGAUGCUCGUCAAUUAUAAUCGUCAUGUUGCAACGGCUACUAAACUUAAAUCUCCCAAGAAAACUGCGUCGUAUGUUUCUAGGCGGUCCCUUGAAAGUUCUGACAAACCAACUGGCAGGGAAAUUUUUCCAAUGUAUGCUGCUGCUAAUGAACUUCCGUCGUUGACUCCCUCUGAAUCUGCUUCACAACUUUGUUUCAAUCAACGUACAACACAUGAUCGAUCUAAAUAUUUUCAGUGCAUAGAGAAAUUGGCCACACCAGCUCAUAUUUCUUCUGCAAACACUAAUUCUAUGCUUUCCGUCGGCUUGGAGGGUGAAGAAUCAGGCACCUGCAAUCCAAAAGAUACAGAUGGAGGGUCUCCCAAAGAAAUUGCUGACGAUAUGCGAAUUUUCAGAACUCAGGAUGCGUCAUCGGACAUAAUACUAUCUCCAACAUAUCUCUCGAGGAUAACUUGCGAAUUUGGCCCACCCGAAUUUGAUCUUCCUGCAUGUUGUGAUCUCAAGGCACACACAGAGGAUUUCCCUGUCUUCCAGUUGUCCUCACACGGUACCUACGAUCUGCAGGACUUUCAACUUCAGAAUAUCCUUUCAGAAGAUGUUAUUGACGAUACCUUCUUGCAUCCAUCCCUUGGCGACUGCCUUUGCAAUCCCGACUGCUUACUUUGUUCAAAUACGAAUAACGGAAAAGCUUCCGAAGCCUUCGACGCGCCGGGUUAUUUUCUCAGCUGUGCUGACCAUAUCGUCGACCAUACUCCGGAUGUUGAACAUCUCCACUGCAGAUUUUGUGCAGACCCUGGCAAUAUGGAACUGGAGAACUACGAAGAGGAGUCUUCAGCAAGUAAUACACAUCCCGAUGACUAUGUCAACCACGAUCAUUCCGCAGGCAAAGCUCUCUGUCCCGACAAAGAAGAACAUCAAAUUGAGUAUUUUCAGCAGGGUCGUACCCUUCUCUAUGGUCACGAACUUUUCGAAACCAGAAAACUUCCCAAAUUAUCUCAACUUUCAAGCGUUGAGGCAGAGGUCGCUGGAGCUCUGAAACUGGGCCACUGGUUACCACAUCGCCUUUAA